Molecule: messenger RNA, 560 nt
Organism: Acaulospora morrowiae
Lineage: Eukaryota; Fungi; Glomeromycota; Glomeromycetes; Diversisporales; Acaulosporaceae
Source: the annotation of a GenBank genome assembly
GUAUGGGAUACACGAUUUCCCGCGACCUCGUCAUGGACAUCGUUAAACUAAAUUGGGUUCGUUCAAAGGUGGUGGGCAGUGAAGAUUACUUGGUAGGUCGCUGGAUUUGCAAGGUAGCAGAAGAAAAUAAAUAUUUAGUGCACUAUGUGGGUUUCACCCAUCGCGGCUGGCCAGUUCGAAAUUUUCGCGGAAAUCCUUUCCACGAUAUUGGGUUUAACUAUGGCAAUUUAGACAAUCUAUUCCCAGAUGAGUCUAUUUUAGUCCAUCGGAUAAAGAGUGUUAAUACAUUUAAAAUAGUUGAAGGCGCAUAUUUUUACAAUGAUGGUUUUCCGAAGGUCAAAGUCAUUCGGAAUUCGACGACCCCUGGUUUGAUUGCAAAAAAAGAGGUUUUUCAGGGAUGCUGGAUCAUGUCUGAAAAAAAGCAAACCUGGAAUCAAGCGCUCGAUUGGACUCAAGCUCAGGAUAUCUAUAAAAAUUGGUUUUAUGAAGCUUGGGGUUUCAAGGAGGGACGAUGGCAUGGUUAUUAUGGUCCUGAGGAUAAGAUAAACACACAUUCAUGA